AGACAAAUAAAAAGAAAAUGUAAAUAAAAUCUGAGCUGUAAUGAAUUCAUUAUUCGUUUUUUUUCUCGUUUUAACGGAUUUUUGUGAGGGGGAAUUUUUGGUUGAGAAAAAUGAAUGAAUUGAAGCCUCCGCAUGUGGGAAGGUCCUCCCAGUGCGUGGAUACGCCGGAAAGGAUAAAUUUCCUCUCAAGCAACUGCACAGCAGCUCCUAGGAGGAUUGAUGUACUCGGUCGUGGUGGAUUUGGGAUUGUGCUGAAGGCUACGUACAAAGGAAAAUGUGUGGCUGUUAAAGUUGUCCAAAUGAAGCAUGAGUACUGUUGUAGAUCGCUGGAGAAGGAGAAGAAUAUCCUGUGUGCAAAACAUCCCAAUAUUAUUCGAAUUUUUAAAGUUGUAACUGACACGACUCAUGGCUUGGUGAUCAUGGAGAGGAUUUCCGGUGAGAAUCUUCAUGUAAUUUUGAAUGUCAUUCACCUGAGUACCGUGCAUGGGAUUGAGAUUCUCUCCCAGGUUGCUUCAGGAUUAAUUUAUUGCCACAGGCAGGGGGUAACACAUGGUGAUCUCAAGCCACAGAAUAUCAUGAUAACUCUCAUGGAGAAUAAUAGGCGAUAUGUGGCAAAAUUGUGUGAUUUUGGAUGCUCCUCGAGGGUAGAGGAGAAUCCCAAGAGGGAGAUGUGUCGUGGAACAAUCCGCUAUAUGGCUCCGGAAGCCCUAAAUGGUGCCCCAUUAACCCCGAAAGUGGAUAUUUUUGCAUUUGGGGUAAUAAUGUGGCAAAUAAUGAGUAGAAAAAUUCCCUAUGAAGACAUUCAUUCGAAUGAAAUUAUUGCCUAUCGCGUGGUCCAUGACGGAUUGCGUCCAGAUGUGUGUCAAGGGGAAUUCUUAAAGAUUCCAGAAAUUCUCCUUAAUGGAGAAACAUUCGGACGUUCAUCGAGAUGUUCAAUAUCACCGCGAAGAAUUAAAAGUGAUACACUUCUGGGGGGAAAUGCGGAAAAUUCCCCGAAAGAACCCAAAGGGAAGUUCCCAAGAUCCCUCAGUGCUCUCCUGAAGGAAGCUAAAAUUGAGAAUCACGAAGAAUUCCCACAAACUGCCAAGAAAAUUGUAUGGAAAAAAAUUUUUAAGAAUCAAAAGUGGACAGAAGAUGAAGAAAUUGCAACGAAAUAUUGUUCCCUGUUUAGGAUUUGCUGGCACGAACAGCCCUCAAUACGUCCGGAAGCAAAUCAGCUAUUGGAAGAAUUGAGAGAUCUCGCCAGGAUUGCUACUCAGUGAUUUAUUUUUUUUUUUUCAAAUUAUUUUCCUGUUAGUCCUUGUAAAUGAGAUAAACAGUGGAGAGAAUAAAGAAUGUUGGUGUUUCGUA
Lutzomyia longipalpis is the source of this 1350-nucleotide messenger RNA. Its product is annotated as proto-oncogene serine/threonine-protein kinase mos-like. Gene Ontology annotation, biological process: protein phosphorylation. The record is from RefSeq and is a predicted model, not a curated record. Gene Ontology annotation, molecular function: protein kinase activity; ATP binding. The transcript has 3 exons. Bases 111 to 1262 code for a protein of 383 amino acids. Lineage: Eukaryota; Metazoa; Arthropoda; Insecta; Diptera; Psychodidae.